This is a messenger RNA of Rattus rattus (black rat), 1971 nucleotides long. It is a transcript of the gene Asmt, whose product is annotated as acetylserotonin O-methyltransferase. Bases 594 to 1892 code for a protein of 432 amino acids. Gene Ontology annotation, molecular function: acetylserotonin O-methyltransferase activity. The record is from RefSeq and is a predicted model, not a curated record. NCBI's taxonomy places the organism in Eukaryota, Metazoa, Chordata, Mammalia, Rodentia, Muridae. The transcript has 8 exons. Gene Ontology annotation, biological process: melatonin biosynthetic process; methylation.
GUGUUGGCAGGGCCUGGGUAGAUAGGCAAGGUCGGGUUUAUGGGUGGGUCUUAGCGUGAGCGAUGUGUGUAUGCGUGGCCUCUGGUGAAGGGAUAGAUUGGGGGUGAACUUGUCCGAAUUGACCGUGGGUGGAGUGCAAUGUGACAACUGGAAGUGAUGUCACCUUCGUGGGCAGGGCUUCUUGCCUCAUGCCACAGACCGCCCAGUGGGGCGGGACUUCUAGCAUUUCAGGAUUGUGAUAGGGUCAGGUGUCAAUGGGUGGAGCUGCUAUCCCUGGAAGUGAAUGCCAGGCCCGAACACUAGGAGUCAGACAGGACUGAUGAUGUCAUUUGACGUCACAGGAGACAGAAGUGGUCAAUAACCCCACCCUGAGGACAACAGGAAAUGAUGCAGGUGGGAGGGGACAGGAAAGGUCAGAGGUUAGAGUGGUAGCGCCCAGGGCUGACAUCUUUUAUCCCUGGACACAGAAGUAACGUCACCUGGCUAGCCGGCCUGAUCCGGAUCAGCAGCUGACACCCACUCCAGCCCCAGUUUAAAGGAUUUAGAUUUGCCCCAGGGCCAGGGCAGUUGUGCCUGAGGCUAGGAUAGGCAAGAUGGCACCGGGCGGGGAGGGCGAGCGUGACCGCGACUUCCAAGUCCUUAUGAGCCUCGCCCACGGCUUCAUGGUCUCCCAGGUGCUGUUUGCUGCCCUGGAUCUGGGCAUCUUCGACCUUGCGGCCCAAGGCCCGGUGGCGGCGGAGGCGGUGGCACAGACUGGGGGGUGGAGUCCGCGGGGAACGCAGCUGCUAAUGGACGCCUGCACCAGGCUGGGGCUACUAAGAGGGGCCGGGGACGGCUCCUACACCAACUCUGAGCUGUCAUCCACAUUCCUGGUGAGCGGAAGCCCCCAGUCUCAACGCUGCAUGCUGCUCUACCUGGCGGGCACAACAUACGGCUGCUGGGCCCACCUGGCUGCCGGGGUCAGGGAAGGGCGGAACCAGUACUCCAGGGCCGUGGGCAUCUCCGCUGAGGAUCCCUUUGCGGCCAUCUACAGGUCAGAGCCUGAGCGCCUGCUGUUCAUGAGGGGCCUGCAGGAGACAUGGAGUCUAUGCGGGGAACGGGUCCUCACAGCCUUUGACCUCUCACGCUUCCGGGUCAUCUGUGACCUCGGCGGCGGGUCUGGGGCGCUGGCACAGGAGGCCGCCCGCCUCUAUCCCGGUAGCUCUGUGUGUGUCUUUGAUCUCCCUGAUGUCAUCGCCGCUGCCCGCACCCACUUCCUGUCCCCAGGGGCAAGACCCAGGGUGAGGUUUGUCGCCGGUGACUUCUUCCGGUCCCGCCUCCCCCGCGCUGACCUCUUCAUUCUUGCCCGGGUCCUGCAUGACUGGGCUGAUGGCGCCUGCGUGGAGUUGCUGGGGCGGUUGCACAGGGCCUGCAGGCCAGGUGGUGCACUGCUGCUGGUGGAGGCAGUGCUGGCCAAGGGCGGGGCUGGGCCACUGCGGUCGCUCCUGCUGUCACUCAACAUGAUGCUGCAGGCUGAGGGGUGGGAGCGCCAGGCCAGCGACUACCGCAACCUGGCCACUCGUGCAGGCUUCCCCCGCCUACAGCUGCGGCGCCCUGGUGGGCCAUACCAUGCCAUGCUGGCCCGGCGGGGACCCCACCCUGGGAUCAUCACAGGAGUGGGAAGUGACACUUCGGGGACAGGAAGUUUUGUCACAGGUAUAAGACGUGAUGUCCCUGGGGCAAGAAGUGAUGCUGCAGGGACAGGAAGUGGCACUGGAAACACAGGAAGUGGCAUCAUGCUACAAGGAGAGACGUUGGAAUCAGAGGUCAGCGCCCCACGAGCAGGAAGUGACGUUGGCGGGGCAGGAAAUGAACCCAGAAGUGGCACCCUCAAGCAAGGAGACUGGAAGUGACUGGGGACUGAGGGCAGGGAAUCCUGGGCAAGAAAUGAUGUCCCGGAUGGGAAUGGAGUAGUUUUGGCCAGGAAGUGAC